Molecule: messenger RNA, 2132 nt
Organism: Gossypium raimondii (Peruvian cotton)
Lineage: Eukaryota; Viridiplantae; Streptophyta; Magnoliopsida; Malvales; Malvaceae
Exons: 4
Coding region: 204-1856 (550 amino acids)
Cellular component (GO): cytosol
Source: RefSeq, a predicted model, not a curated record
UGGGAUUAUUAUCAGGUUGUUGGUAGGAGGAGAAACAAUAGAGCCUAAAACAAACAAGUUAAAAAACGUAACUUGCCCAAGACCUCAUUUUUUUCUGCCUAUCUCAGCUGAAAAACAUACCGCUCUUCUUCCCAAUCACCUCUAUCUUUCCUGACCGAUAAUUGCUUUGUUUGCAGGUUCGCGAAUCUUCAACCAGUCCUGCAAUGGUUGGAGAAUCAUUGCCAGAGUUCAACUAUCCCAAAGAUGUUUUGCAGCCUUUACUUAGCGCAUCAAAUUCGUCUUCGCUACAACAAGCCCUAGAGAUUCUUAUAAAAGAUUCUAGAGCUGCUGUUGGCCGUGCAGAACUUGCUUCAAAGAAUAUCCUUCCUACUGUUUUGAAGCUUGUUGAAUCUCUCCAUCGUGCAUCAAGUCGAGAAUAUCUCAUGCAAGCUACGAAGCUUCUUAGGAAUCUAUGUGCUGGAGAAGUUGCCAAUCAGAAUUCGUUUGUUGAGCAUAAUGGAAUUGAAACUGUUUUGACUGUUUUGAGGUCUGCAGCACUUCUUUCUGAUCCAGAUUUUGGGAUUAUUCGUUUGAGUUUGCAAGUUCUGGCAAAUGUUUCAUUGGCUGGAGCAGAACAUCAACAGGCUAUUUGGCUUAAGUUGUUCCCUAACGAGUUUUUCAUACUAGCAAGCAUCCGUAGUCUGGAGACCAGUGAUCCUUUGUGUAUGAUUUUAUACACCUGUUGUGAUGGAAAGCCUGGACUGGCUAUUGAGCUAUGUAGAGAUCCAGGGUUGCCUAUUGUAGCUGGCAUAAUUCGGACCGUUGCUUCAGUUGGUUCUAGAGAAGACUGGUUUAAGUUACUUCUCUCAAGAUUAUGUUUGGAAGACAUUCACUUCCCUGCACUGUUCUUUAAAUUAUGUGAAGGCAAUGCUUCUGAGGAUAGGGGAAACACUGCUUUAGGCGAUAAUGUUUUCUCAUCGGAGCAGGCUUUUCUUCUGCGAAUCAUAUCUGAGAUCCUAAAUGAACGAAUUAAUGAAGUAAGAGUUCCCAAUGAGACUGCAUUGUGUGUUCUCGGAAUAUUUAAGAGAUCAGUAAGUAUUGUUGAUUUUGGUGCUAGAGCCAAGUCUGGUCUUCCAACUGGCUCUACAUCCGUUGAUGUUAUGGGAUAUUCCCUCAUUAUUUUGAGGGAUAUCUGUGCUCAAGACGGUCUAGGAGACUUGAAGAAAGAUUCUGUAGAUGUUGUUGAUUUGCUACUAUCCAAUGAUCUUACAAAUGUUAUUUUAUCAUUGCUUCAUGAUCUUGAGCCGCCAGCAAUCAUAAGAAAAACCCUGAAGGAUAGUGAAAACCGAGAACUGAAUUUGGGUUCAACUAAGCUCUGCCCUUACAAAGGAUUUCGGAGAGAUUUGGUUGCGAUAAUUGGGAAUUGUGCCUAUAGAAGGAAGAACGUACAGGAUGAAAUAAGGCAGAAAAGUGGGAUUCUACUGUUGUUACAGCAGUGUGUUACUGAUGAUGACAAUCCAUAUUUGAGGGAAUGGGGGAUUUGGUCUUUGAGAAAUUUAUUAGAAGGUAAUGCAGAAAACCAACAGAUAGUUGCUGAUUUACAGCUACAAGGGUCUGUUGACAUGCCUGAACUUGCCAGACUUGGUCUUAAAGUGGAGGUUGAUCAAAACACUCAUCGUGCAAAGCUAGUAAAUAUCCCAGGAAGCUACACAAAGCCCGUCGAGCGUGUAGGUCCUCUCAAGUUUAUGGAGAAAAUGUCCAUCAGAGAACCACAAUUACACAUUCAAGCACACCACACUGCAACUUUCAUCCUCUCCACCAAACGGCCCAAUACCAAUACCCUUCCAUUUGGUUUCCCAGAAAAUGUGCAGCUGUAGUAAAUACUAAUUUUAUACAGUGCAUGAAUCUCAACAAGAAAGAGAGUUUGGAGAUUCCCAGGAGUAGGGUUGAUACAAAUUUAUUCCGGUACACAUUACACCAACUCAAUUUGGAAUUUAAAUAAUAGUACAGAUUUAUCUAUAUAAUAUAUACCAUAUCUACUCUAUAUUUAUAACCUCUUCCAAGAGUACAUACAUAUAGAAUUAGACAAUAUUUGUAACAAUUAGACAAGAUUAUUUUGUGGUUAUAAUAAGUUUUAUACUCUUAAAUAAGAA